This is a messenger RNA of Tachysurus fulvidraco (yellow catfish), 3437 nucleotides long. RefSeq names its product hypermethylated in cancer 1 like (gene hic1l). Gene Ontology annotation, biological process: regulation of transcription by RNA polymerase II. Gene Ontology annotation, molecular function: protein binding; RNA polymerase II cis-regulatory region sequence-specific DNA binding; DNA-binding transcription factor activity, RNA polymerase II-specific. Lineage: Eukaryota; Metazoa; Chordata; Actinopteri; Siluriformes; Bagridae. The transcript is spliced from 2 exons. The record is from RefSeq and is a predicted model, not a curated record. Gene Ontology annotation, cellular component: nucleus. Bases 202 to 1602 code for a protein of 466 amino acids.
CGUAAAUCGGUGGUGGAAUCGUGUUGCUCUGGUGUCUGUGUGCCUGAAGGCGAUUAGUGUUUACAACCCGCAGUUCCGCAUUCACUCACUUUACAGAGCCUCACAUUCCCUCUGUGGGAGGCUGGGCUCCGAUUCUCCAACAUCUCAUGUCACUUCUCUUCAAAUAAUCCUCACCUCAAUGAAAAACAUCAAGGGCAGGAGAUGGAGCUCUCAAAUUAUGCCAGCCAACUGCUGCUGCAGCUCAACCAGCAACGUUCCAAGGGCUUCUUAUGCGACGUUGUCAUUAUGGUGGACAACACACUCUUUCGAGCUCAUAAAAGCGUCCUCGCCGCCGCCAGCAGUUACUUUAAGUCCCUUGUCCUGCACGAUAACCUCAUCCACCUUGAUGCUGAGUUGGUAGAGCCAGCCAUGUUCCAGCAAAUUCUGGACUUCAUUUACACCGGCAGGUUAUGUGAGGAGAGUCAGGGAACAGAGCGCAGGCAGGAUCUGAUCAGCUUUCUCACUGUAGCUAACUACCUCCAGCUCCAUGACCUGGCAAGUCUGUGUACCAGCGAGCUCGAGUCCAGCAGCACAACCUGCAAGGGCUCAUUACACACCCAAAGCCUGCCGUUUUCACCCACUUCAAAACACUUGGUGAAGCGGGAGGCAGAAGACACUUCAUCUGAUAUUGAAGUAUAUGCAAACAUGGUCCCUCCAAAGAAAAGACACAAUGGCGCGAACAAACGCAACUCGAGCGGCAAGCAAAGCUUUGGGCUGGAUUUGACCAAGAAGAGCUCUUCUGAACGUGUUGUAAAUAAUGUCAUUAGCAGUAUGCAGGAAUACUCACAGUCCUCUGUUUCCAAGACAACUAAUAAUACUCUCCGGUCAGGUACAGAGAGAAAGGGCUCCGCAGGGAAAACCCAAGACCUGGAUACAUUCAAUGGAAUGGAAGAAUGGAGAAAAACACCUUCUAGAGAGCGCUCCAGGAGGAAAGGCAACAUCAAUGGUUAUACACUUGCAGGCAAAAGUGGAAAUCACUUAAGACAAAACCAUGCGGGAGAAAAUUCCGAAGAGUCGCCACAAGACUCAGGGUCCAACGGUGCCGGCUCUCACUUUGUCUACAGACAGGAGUCCUAUCUCGAACCGUCUCAGGAGGACAAGAGUUAUGUCUGUAUCCCAUGUGGAAAAGGAUUCCCAUCUUCAGAAAGCCUAAAUUCCCAUGUCGAAUCUCACACAGAUGUAGAUGUGACCCUCGUUAGGGUCAAGCAAGAAGCGGACGAAGAUGCUCCUGCUGCUGGCACCUACAAAGCCCUAGAGGUCGAAGACAAAAGCCCGUUGAAACCCUACAAAGAGCUGGACACGCUACGACCAUUCCCUUGCAACAUCUGCGGAAAAAUGUUUACGCAACGCGGCACCAUGACGCGCCACAUGCGCAGCCAUCUGGGCCUAAAACCGUUUGCCUGCAAGGAGUGUGGCAUGCGUUUCACGCGGCAGUACCGCCUCACCGAGCACAUGCGCGUGCACUCGGGAGAGAAGCCCUACGAGUGUCAUGUCUGCGGGGGCAAGUUUACACAACAACGAAACCUCAUCAGUCACAUGCGCAUGCAUACCUCACCAAAUUAGACAGAGUUGCAAUAGAUCAUACACAACAUAUCAGUAACGCUUCUUCUCAAAUGAGCCUGGUCUAAUAAAACCACAUUACCUCAUGCCAUUUUAUCUUCACCAAAUAAUAACUACGGUAUGUUUUUUGUGGUACAUAUUAUUUUGAAAGAAUGAAUGUUCUAGCUGAUUCUUACAGUUACAAUGCGGAACGCAUCGAUUUAUGCGCUUUAUCUGGACAAUACAAAACCUCAUGUUUACUUGAAUACAUGUGCGCACAUUGCUACCUCAGCGAUUACCUCCCAAAUCCUCAGAUGCCCUUUGAGAUUAUGCUCAUGUCCACAAUAUUGAAUUAUUUUCUCAGAAAAUAGAAACUGAACGAUCCGGUUAGAAUUUUUUUGCCAUUAUCUGGAAAGUAAUACGGCAUCUGAUAGAAAUCCCAAAAUAAACUGUAGUGAACGGUAGAGGAGAACACACUGCCUGUUUUACAGCGAGAGGACAGAUCCAAAACCAGCGUAGGGUUUGUGAUAAGGAUUAAUGGUUCAAGGGAACAAGGGUCGUUACCUGAGUUCGUGGAGCAUUUAGGCAUGUGUGAUGUACAGUUCCAAAGAAAUAAUGAAUGUUGAAAGAUAAAUAAAAUACUGUAUUACUGUAACCAAAUCUAUAUUCUUACGAUAUACGUAUUUAAGUGUAAGUCUAAUUUAUGUGUAUGAUCAUUCUUUGUUAGUUGUCACCCCUCCUUCCUCCUCACGGGCUUUUAUUCUAGAUGCAAGCCCUUUCCAUUAGAUAUUCCCCGUGCUUACACCGUUUUCCAUUUAUAAAACCAUUGAUGACCUGAGACCAAAAGGACUAUGGAUAAACUGUUGUAAAUAUCUUUUGAGUGUCUUGAAGAGAUUGCUUGGUUGCUUAUUGAUUGCAGGGUUUUGAUAGUUAUAGCAUGAGUGAUUUAAUUUUGAAUCCUUCGAUCAGUUAGAACACUGGGGGUUUUGCUUACGUGUAAAAUCAUUUGUGAUAAUGAUGUUCUAUUUUGGAUAUACUCUUAUAUUGUGUCUUUCCAUUCCGUGUUGUGCUGAUCUGUUACUUUUCAUCUACCUCAUGUUUUCAGGGUGUUCACCCACUCGCCGUGUUACAAAACACGCACCUCUUUGUUGUUUACAUGCUUAUCGGUAGCCAUAUUUAAGUGUUAUACCAAAUCUCAUGUAAGAAAAACCUCACACUGUAACUCAUGCUUGCACACUUGUAUAUUAGAAUCAUUCAUUUUGGGCAAAAAAAAAAAAAAAAGAUUUUUGCCACCACAGUUACACCAGGUCAAUAGAAAAAUUUCUGAUUUUUUUUUUAUUCCCUUCCAAACCCCAGGAUGAGUUUACACAUAUGUUGCUAUCUGUGAUGCUGUCUUGUUACAAUAUGUAGGAACUUUUCUGUUUCAUGAUGGACCUGAAACCGAAACUGUGACAACACUUGGACUUUUUUGCUCAGGAAACCUCAGGGAUUAUUUCAGGCACGUCUGAAUUUUAUACCACCAAGCACCAGAUAACGAUAUUUUUGCAGCUGCUUUCUUCAGUGUUUGAACACUACUGCCACAUUUAAAUACACUGACGCAUUGUUUCCAGCCAACCCGUUACGCCUUCAUAAGGCAUGGCAGCUCAACUCUGUGGAUUACUUUCCACUUGUGGUAUAUUUUAAUAAUAAACAAUUGAUUAACGUUAGUUUCAUAAGCAUUUGGAAAGAACAUCGAAUGCCAUUGUUCGUAGAAUACAAAUUGUGACCUGUUGAAUACCAAAGCACAUUUUCACAAAAUGGAUGGAUACAUAUGAAUGACUGUACUUGAUAUACUUAUGAUUAAAUGCUGAUUAAAAACA